AUGCGAGCGGAAAUUGACGACGGGGAGAGCAACGGAAGUUUGAACUUGAUCUCAAGAACACCAAUAUUACUAGGCCCGCAGUCAUUACCGACAUGGAGAUAUUUCUCUUCAUGUGCUCCUCGGGCCAAGGCUAGUGUCAAGCCCACGGCACCCCGUAAUCCUUCAAAACCAUCGCAAGAAACGCUCAAAUUUGCGGGGAGACGGCCAGAGGGAUUCGGCAAACUAGAACGGAAGGUUGCGAAAGAGGGCGACUUGUUACUUUUUAAGGCACCGUCACAUCGCUUCUAUGUGUUGGGUGCUUACGGUAUCGCAGCAUUCUGCUUGGCCUACUCGGUCUACAACUCGAGCAUCGUGUUCGGAGACCCAGUUGUAGCUCUGCCGAUGUGGCAGAAGAGUCUAUUUGGUGGCAUUUGUGUCAUGAUGAGUGUCAUGGGAACAGUUUUCAUUGUCAAGACUGCGCGGUUGAUCAAGGCCGUCAAUGCCAUUCACUUGAAUGGCAAGACAUACCUUCGCUUCACUGUUCGAAGCAUGAUUCCUUUCCGAAAGCCAUACCACUUUGAUGCCCUACCUCGCCAAAUAGCCUUCUCUCGGCGUCUGGUCAUCUCCCCUGAAUCGCUCAAACCACAGACGACUCCAAACGCUCAACCGGCUAAGGUGAGCAUCUACAGAGCGCCUUUGACGAAGAUUAGCCAGGUCUUUUGGAAGGGUUUCCGGUCUGUCCGACAACUUUUCACACAGGAGGAUAUCAUCCUCCUGGAAGUCGAGGGUCAAAAGGGUGUUUUCCGAAUGGAUUCGGCCGGGUACAUCUCCGAGGAUUUCCUGGUGAUUGGGAACCCGGUGAGCAUCAGAAGCUAUUAG
Aspergillus fischeri NRRL 181 is the source of this 858-nucleotide messenger RNA. RefSeq lists its product as uncharacterized. The transcript is spliced from 2 exons. The record is from RefSeq and is a predicted model, not a curated record. Lineage: Eukaryota; Fungi; Ascomycota; Eurotiomycetes; Eurotiales; Aspergillaceae. The coding region runs from base 1 to 858 and encodes 285 amino acids.